Castor canadensis (American beaver) is the source of this 2463-nucleotide messenger RNA. RefSeq names its product scavenger receptor class B member 1 (gene Scarb1). Gene Ontology annotation, molecular function: lipid binding; scavenger receptor activity; low-density lipoprotein particle binding. Gene Ontology annotation, cellular component: cytoplasm; caveola. Gene Ontology annotation, biological process: cholesterol efflux; cholesterol import; plasma lipoprotein particle clearance. NCBI's taxonomy places the organism in Eukaryota, Metazoa, Chordata, Mammalia, Rodentia, Castoridae. The record is from RefSeq and is a predicted model, not a curated record.
UCCCGCCGCGGCUUUUGCGUCCCCGGAGUUCCCGCCUCGGUCACCUCGGUCGCCGUCUCGGUGUCCCCCAGGCACCAAGCCCCGCGAGCCCCGGGCGGGAGCCAGGGCGCGCAGACAUGGGCGGCCGCACCGGAGCGCGCUGGGCGGCCGUGGCGCUGGGCGUUACGGGGCUGCUGUGCGCCGUGCUGGGCGCCGUGAUGAUCGCGCUGGUGCCCUCGCUCAUCAAGCAGCAGGUCCACAAGAACGUGCGUAUCGACCCCAACAGCCUAUCCUUCAGCAUGUGGAAGGAGAUCCCGGUUCCCUUCUACCUCUCCGUCUACUUCUUCGAGGUGGUCAACCCCGAUGAGGUCCUGCAGGGAGGGAAGCCGCAGGUGCGUGAACGAGGACCCUAUGUGUACAGGGAGUUCAGAUAUAAGGAUAACAUCACUUUCAAUGACAACGACACGGUGUCCUUCGUGGAGCCCCGCAGCUACCAGUUCCAGCCUGACAGGUCCCGGGGCUCCGAGAGUGACUACAUCACCCUGCCGAACAUCCUGGUCCUGGGUGCCGCGGGGAUGAUGGAGAACAAACCUGCCAGCUUGAAGCUGAUCGUGACCUUGGCGUUCAGCGCCCUCGGCCAGCGAGCCUUCAUGAACCGCACGGUUGGCGAGGUCCUGUGGGGCUACGAGGACCCCCUGGUGAGCUUCCUCAGCAAGUACUUCCCAGAUAUGUUCCCCUCCAAGGACAAGUUCGGGCUGUUUGCCGGGAUGAACAACUCGAACUCCGGGACCUUCACUGUGUUCACGGGGGUCCAGAACUUCAGCAGGAUUCACCUCGUGGACAACUGGAACGGUCUCACCAAGCUCAACUUCUGGCACUCGGAUCAGUGCAACAUGAUCAACGGGACCUCUGGGCAGAUGUGGGCCCCCUUCAUGACGCCCCAGUCAUCGCUGGAAUUCUACAGCCCUGAGGCUUGCCGGUCCAUGAAGCUGGUCUACCACGAGGCUGGGGUGUUUGAAGGCAUCCCCAUCUAUCGCUUCGUGGCCCCAAAAACCUUAUUCGCCAAUGGGACCGUCUACCCACCCAACGAAGGCUUCUGCCCGUGUCAGGAGUCCGGCAUCCAGAACGUCAGCACCUGCAGGCACGGUGCCCCCCUGUUUCUCUCCCACCCUCACUUCUACAACGCUGACCCAGUCCUGGCAGAAGCGGUGCUUGGCCUGAGCCCCAACAGCAAGGAGCACUCCCUGUUCCUGGACAUCCACCCGGUCACCGGGAUCCCUAUGAAUUGUUCUGUAAAGCUGCAGUUGAGCCUCUACGCCAAAGCCGUCAGGGGCAUCGGGCAAACCGGGAAGAUCCAGCCGGUGGUCCUGCCGCUGGUGUGGUUUGAAGAGAGCGGAGCCAUGGAGGGCGAGCCGCUGAGCACGUUCUACACGCAGCUGGUGCUGUGGCCCAAGGUGAUGCAGUACGCGCAGUACGUGCUGCUGGCGCUAGGCGGCGCGCUGCUGCUCGUGCCCGUCGUGUACCAGGUCCGCAGCCAGGGUCGCGGUGACACUGGGGGCCAGCCAAGCCUGGUCUCUCGGCCAGACCGGCCCCCCAGCCUCUGCACCCCACUUCUUAAGGACUCUGUCAGCGAACAGGCCGCCAACCCCACAGCCUGACCCUGGCUGCCACACCCCCGCUAGGGGCAGCUGUGUGUUCCCAGGCGUGCGCAGACACGCAGGGAUGGCGCUGCUGCUCUCUCUCCACGUGACCCCCGGGCCUGACCACAGGCACCAUGGGCGCUGUGGCCUCUCUCUGGCUGAGCCAGGCUCUUACCAGCCCUGGUUCCCUCUGGCAGGCAUGAAAUGCUGAGACCCAGGUGGUCACUCACCCACAUAGGACAGGCCUGUCAGGCCCAGGGCCCAGGCCGUGCCCUGGAACCCAGACUGGGGACACUGGUUAUCUGUGCCAAAGCCGGGCAAACAGCCCGGCACCCAGGUCUCCACCAGGAACUGCUCCACCCCACAGGGCUCCGGGGUCCCUGUGUCUGUACAGGCCCAGAGUGGGUGUCAGCCCGUGUCCUCUGACCUCUGCUUACGCCACCCAUGCACUGAGCCGGCCACUCCCUGCAGCUGUGUCACAGACCCUGUCCCCCCAAGCUUCUCAGCUCUUAGGUGCCAGGCAGAGGUGGAGCGGCCCGGGCUGGCGUCUGGUCGGGUAGCCUGGUGUGCCACCCCAAGGGCAGGGAGGCCCAUCCGCCUGGCUCUGGUCUCUGCGGAGAGCCAAGAUAUGUUUUCUACUGGAAAUGAGUUUUAUCAUCUUUUAAAAUGAUGUCACUAUGAAGCAAUAAAGUUUUUGUGAAAAUUGAACGCUGGGGUCUGCGGCAGUGUUUGCUGGGCGGGGCUGGGAUCGGGGUCUGGGUGCCCCGCUUGCUCAGAAGUUGUUCUGGUGGCCUCCAGGCUCGAGUGCCCCAGGGCUGGGCACCAAGCUGCCACUGCCGUCCUC